Messenger RNA from Yamadazyma tenuis ATCC 10573, 3282 nucleotides. RefSeq names its product mRNA splicing protein (gene SYF1). Lineage: Eukaryota; Fungi; Ascomycota; Pichiomycetes; Serinales; Debaryomycetaceae. Gene Ontology annotation, biological process: mRNA splicing, via spliceosome. Gene Ontology annotation, molecular function: protein binding. The record is from RefSeq and is a predicted model, not a curated record.
AAGACCAAAUCCACUGCACAUGAGAAAACCAAUACCAGUGGGCGAGUGUUUGAGUCUAGACAAUCUCGACCUCGAGGUUAAGAUACUAAAGGAUCCACAGAACAAGUACCUUUGGUUGAAGUAUGCAGAGGAGUCGAGGUUGUUUCGUCAAAAAGUCAUAAUAUUAGAGAGGGCCAUCUGUCAGUUUACAUCAUCUCAUAAAUAUGAAGACACCAAGGAGUUCUGGGAGCUUUAUAUUACCUUGGUGUUGAAGAGAAUGGAGAGCUUAAACUCUCACGAUCAUAAAAGCCAAUUCCAAGUCGUCAAUCACCUAUUCAAAAGGUGUUUGAUGUGCACUUCCGAUGUGAUGAUGUGGUGCAAAUACUUGUCAUUCUUGAAUAAACAGGUAGACGUGCCGUUCAUCUUGAAUGAGUACGUCGAAUGUCUUCGGAUAGUACCGUUUGAAAAGCAUUAUAUGAUAUGGCCUGUGUUUUUGCAGUUUGCUGAAACGCUUUCCAAGUACGAUACCAAAUUAGCCACUCAAAUUAUGCUAAGAUUCAUCAAUCAUGGGAAAUAUGAUAUACAUCAUUUGGUCAAGUUGGCAUCGUGGAAUGAAAGAGAUGGGACGGACUGUGUUAUGCGUAUAUUCAAGACCGGUGACUACUCCAAUGAUGACUGGAAGUUGGUGUUGGAGUAUAUCAAAGAUGAAAGCUUCAUACUACGAUUCCUCCAGGAAUUCCCAGAAGAUCACAGCUACGGAUAUAUCAAACUUGUAGAAAGUGUUGAUUCCAUCGAAACCAAGAAACAUUACUAUAAUGAAGCUUUGGACACCUGUCCGUCUGUGUUUGACUUCACCACCGUCUACGAAUCUUACUUGUCUUUCCUUGAAGAUUCUACUUUGGCAGAAGAUCCAAGUGAUUACGAUGUGGAUCACUUUGAGAAGCUCAUAAACGAAAGACAAAUCAUGAUCAACAACAUAUACUUGAAGGAUGAUUUCAACAACUUAGACAGCUGGUUCAACAGAUUUGAAAUCUACCAGAGUCAGAACGAUACCAACAAUCUUCUUAAAACCUUUGUCAAAGCCAUAACGUCCAUUAACCCCUUGACAGUAUAUUCGAAUGAAGGACAUCGUUUGUGUGAUAUCUGGGUUAAGUAUGCCAAAACCUACAGUGAAAAAGGUGAUUUGAAAACUGCCCAUUUAAUUUACAGCAAGUCAACGCAAUCCAAGUUUAAGUCUGUGGAUGAGUUGGUUAAUAUUUACAUCAAUUGGUCAAAAAUGUACGUUGAUAAUGGACAGAUAGAAGAUGGAUUGAAAUUGUUGGAAGAUAUAUUAUUCAAGAAAGAGGACAUCUCUAAGUCAAUGAAAUUAUGGUCUUACUACUUCGAGGUAUUGGAAAUCAAUAUCGAUGAUAUCGACAGAAUAACAGCCAGUUACUAUAAGAUGAUCGAAUUAAAGUACGCCACUCCGUUGAUGAUUUUCCAGUUUGCUAAGUUUCUCCAAGAUGAAGGCAGAGUGAAGGAGUCCUAUAAGAUAUACGAAAUAGGGUUAAAGGAAUUCAACGAUUCUAGAAUCAGGUUUGAGAUAUACAAUAAUUACUUGGUUCAGUCAAUAAAGUUCAACGAGGAUAAAGAGAGAAUACGGGAUUUGUUUGACAAGUGCUUGAUUGAGCUUCCCAAUGAAUUGGUGAAGCCCAUUAUCGUGUUGUAUUCUGAAUUUGAGUAUGAUAAUGGCCUUAUAAUCAAGGCAUUCAACAUCGUGAACGACUUUAUCAUGUCAACAUCUCUUGAUCCUAUUGACUUGAUUUUGCUUCUAAGCAGCAAAUACCACAACAAUGUUGAUUUAAGACAGUGGUUCGAGAAGUGGCUAACUUUGAAGUUGACCAAAGAAUCUUUGAUGAAGCUCUUGAAAGAGUUUAUCAAAUUUGAAAUUGCCAACAAACAGUAUGAUAGAGUCAGAACUCUAUAUGAGUAUAGUCAUUCAAACAUUAAUUAUACCUUUAAGGACUGGGAAGACUUUGAAUUAGAAUACGGAAAUGAACUGACCUUCAAAAAGAUGUUACGGUUCAAGACCAAAUUGAAAGAAACUGCUGCUGAUCCUGUUGGGUUUGUCAUGGGUUCUUCGACUACUUCCAAGCCAUCCAAUCCUGACAUAAUUGACAUUGAUAUGUGAGUUUGUAUGUACAUACGUCUAUAUAUUCUUGAAAAUAACCUUCCAUUUGUCAUUAAAGUUGUUCAAAUUGAUCAGGUUGUUGGUAUUAAAGUUCAAUUUGAUAGACUUAUUGAGCUUGAUAAGUUCGUUAAAAUCAUUCCAGUUGAUGUGGUAGUACUUAAUAAUUAUUAUUAAGUAACUUUGAAUUAUUUUGGUAUGAUUGAAGAUCUUGGUUUUGGAGUUCACAUUAUAGAUGAUGAGCAACUGCAAAAACUUGUAUAUGAGUUCCAAAGAGCAUGAGUCAAUAUGACGAUUGGCACCUGCUGAAACAGGUGUUGAUGGUAAAGAAGCAGACAUACUCAAAGGUAACCUAUCAUUGAACUGAAUCAAGACUUCAAAAAACCGGUUAAAGUCCAAAUUGGUGAACUCCUUCAAAUUGAAAUUUUGCAAAUAAUUAUCAAUCUUCUUGGGUAAUUUACUAGACCAUCUUUCGAACGUCUUAUUGACUUCGACUUUUAAUUCUUUAGUGAAUAUUUGAUGAUUGAUUAACUCAAUCAACCGAAAUUGUUCUUGGGUGCUUCUGUCCUUGAAAAGAAGAACGAUGACAGGAAUCAAGAAUGUUUCGUCAUGCUUGUGCAAGUUAUUGUCGAUAGACUUGAGAAACAAAAUGGUUAGGAAGUUCUUUUUGAAAGCUUUACUAUCUGGACGGGUUAAAUUAGACGCAAGGCUCAAAUUAGAGCUGAACAACGGCCUUUCAGACACCGACUUGACAACUUUUUCGAAUUCAAUAUUACGGUUGCGUUUGAUUGAAUCAUUCAAACUUGAAUAGACAGAGUUUAAAUUAGUAAAGUUGUCAUCGACCUUCUUUGUUAAAUCAGGAUUAUUAUACGUCAACAACAGCACCAAAUAUUCAUAUCUCAAGGAUUCGGGACAGUUGGAAUCCCAGUUCAUUUUCCGGAUAAUAUUUUUUUCAUUUACAACUCUUCUGGCAAAGUUCUUAUCAUUGAUUAAGCUGCUCCAGUCACUCUCAUGGCUGGAUUCGAAAGUAAAGGAAGAUCUCUCAAAAUCCUUAAGCAUCUUUUGCAUCUCUUUAUUGUGUUUGGCCUUAUCGGUUUCAGGUUUAGGAGGCAAAUAAAUAGGUCUUGUUUGAUCGA